CUUUCCUCUAGCUUGGCCCGGCCCGUUGGGAGGUUGCGCUUCGAGUCUCCUCUCCGAUGCUCGCGCCAUCGGCCGGCGGCGCCUCCUCCGCCCGCCAUGUUCGGGAGCUCCUGCGGCGGUGCGGCUCCGUGCACCGUCUCAACCAGCUCCACGCCCACCUCGUCGUCCACGGCGUGGACGACGUCACCUCUCAGAUCCUCGCGUCCUACUGCGCGCUACCGGCUGGUGGUGGGGUGUGGUAUGCCCGCCAACUGUUCGACAGAAUUCCUGAUCCGGACAGGUUCGUUUACAACAGUCUUAUCAGAGCCUACUGCAAUAGCCAUUGCCCCCAAGAAGCGCUGCCUCUUCUUCGUGGCAUGAUCCGGCGAGGCAUCCUGCCGAACGAGUUCACGCUGCCAUUCCUCCUCAAGGCGUGCGCGAGGGUACAGGCGUGGGAGCAUGUGAUGGUCACCCAUGGCGUGGUUGUUAAGCUGGGAUUUGUGGGGCAGGUGUUUGUGGGGAAUGCUCUUCUGCAUUCUUAUGCUUCGGCCGGGUCACUGGGGGAUUCUCGCCGGUUCUUUGAUGAGAUGGUGGACAGGAAUGUGGUGUCAUGGAACUCAAUGAUCAACGGAUAUGCGCAGGCUGGAAAUACUAGGGAGGCGUGCUCCUUGUUUGAGGGGAUGAGACGUCAGGGACUCUUGGCUGAUGAGUUCACGCUGGUCAGCCUGCUUUUUGCCUGCUCAGCGGAGGGAAAUCUUGAAUUUGGUAAGCUUGUGCACUCUCAUUUGCUGGUUAGAGGAUGUCGGAUUGAUUUGAUCCUUGCCAAUGCUUUGGUGGACAUGUAUGGUAAGUGUGGGGAUUUGUUGAUGGCUCAUACAUGCUUUGACAUGAUGCCCUUCAAGAAUGCUGUUUCAUGGACAUCUAUGCUUUGUGCUCUGGCCAAACGUGCGUCUAUUGAUGCCGCAAGAGAUUGGUUUGAACAGAUACCAGAGAAGAGCAUAAUAUCUUGGAAUGCCAUGAUCUCUUGCUAUGUUCAAGGUGGCCGAUUCCAUGAAGCGCUGGAUCUUUAUAACCGUAUGAAAUUGCUAGGCCUCGCUCCAGACGAGUUUACCUUGGCUGCUGUCCUCUCUGCCUGUGGGCAACUUGGCGAUUUGGCUUCUGGAAAGAUGAUACAUGACUGUAUCAGAGAUAACUUCCAUAAUCCAGGUGUUGCUCUAUUUAAUUCACUUCUUGACAUGUAUGCAAGGUGUGGUCAGGUAGACACUGCCAUAAGCUUGUUCAGUGAAAUGCCUAGUAAAAAUGUUAUCUCAUGGAAUGCGAUUAUUGGGGCGCUAGCGAUGCAUGGACGUGCACAGGAUGCACUAAUGUUCUUCAGAUCUAUGGUAUUUGAUGCCUUCCCCCCUGAUGAGAUAACCUUUGUUGCUCUUCUUUCUGCAUGUAACCAUGGGGGCCUACUGGAAGCUGGACAAUAUUACUUUCAAGCUAUGAGACAUGUUUACAAUGUUAAGCCUGGCGUUGAGCAUUAUGCCUGCAUGGUUGAUCUGCUUGGCCGUGGUGGCCAGCUAGCAAAGGCUGUUGAUCUGAUCAAAGACAUGCCAAUGAGGCCUGAUGUUGUGGUUUGGGGUGCGUUACUAGGAGCCUGCAGGAUCCAUGGACAUAUACAGAUCGGCAAGCAAGUAAUCAAACAAUUACUUGAGCUGGAGGGAAUGAGUGGAGGCCUGUUCGUCCUAAUUUCAAACAUGCUUUAUGAAACUCACCAGUGGGAAGACAUGAAAAGGCUCAGGAAGCUAAUGAGAGAGUGGGGCAUGAAAAAGAAUAUGGGUGUUAGUUCAAUUGAAACAAACAGUAACAUUCAUGAAUCUGGAGCUGAAGGCAUUGGACAUGAGAGCUCAGACGACAUGUAUGUAGGGGAUGAUAGGUUGCCACAUCAUUUGGUCUUUCCAAAUGCCUUGGCUGUGCCACCAGACCAACUAAAUGUGGAAGAAAGAAAAUCUAUUCUAAAGACCUCCUAGAAUCAAUUAGAACCUUAUGAUGUAGAGUAAAGCACUAUACCGAAUCAAGAUUGGUACUGUGAAUGGUCUAUGUCUUCUCAGGCAAACGUUCACCAUCAAGUAGCUUGACUGUUGAAGCCUGAAGGUGUUCUGCAGAUAUCAUGGUUUCAUGGUUCACUGGACAGUCCACUCAACCAUCAUCAGUACAGAUAGUUAGGUGAGUAGCAUUACAUCUAAAACCCUCAGUAGUCGCUGCCUUCGCUGUGAUGUCUCAACAGUACUGUGAUUUGCGGGAAACUCAAGCUUGGAAACAGUCGAUUCAUCAGAUUGAACAACUGCAGGAUGAGAUCAUAAUCAAGCCUAGUACAUUGAUCAGCUCGUGAUGCUUGUCACAUCUCACAUGGAUUCCUACUGGUACAUCAGUUAACCGGGUCCCUUCACUUCACAGCUUGCCGGUUUGAAGUGCAAUAAAAGAGUGCCCCAUGUGUUGUGCUUCGGCAGUUAAGCGCCGAGUCGACAUGAGUUGCCACUGGAGCCACACCGCCGCAUUAUUAUUGGUUAUUGACCUCCACUGUGCUCAGUGUCCACGUCAAGCCAGCAGAUCUUGGUUUCACAGGCAUGUGGAGAUAAACAAAGGGAGCAGCCAGCACCAACCAGAAUGAUCAAGAUUCCGUUUUAUUAAUUUUCAAGUUUCAUGGACAAACUACUACAGUGGUUCAGAGAUAUAAAAAGAACAAAACAGGCAGACAGAUCUAUACUGCCGUACACUUUGGCAUGAGUGACAGGUCCGAUGAUGGUAUUGUUGUUGUUGGGUGACGAGGUCAACAUGAAAGAAAGGGCGAAAUGCGCUGGCCGGCUUUAUUCGGGACGAGGGGAUCACUGGCGUCACCGCCGUUCCGUGCUGUCCUGUUGGUUGUGCCCAUAUUGAGUAGUAAUAGGUUCCCAAGAACCCAAGAAAACGUCCUAAGGUUUCAUCAAGUACAACUGUGUAUUAAGAAACUUUUGAAGCAAAGCUAGGUGGCUUGUAAUGUUUUUUUUUGUUAACAAAUUAUUAUGCCUUUCGGUCGAAA
This is a messenger RNA of Oryza sativa Japonica Group (Japanese rice), 3040 nucleotides long. RefSeq names its product pentatricopeptide repeat-containing protein At2g22410, mitochondrial. Gene Ontology annotation, molecular function: protein binding. Lineage: Eukaryota; Viridiplantae; Streptophyta; Magnoliopsida; Poales; Poaceae. The record is from RefSeq and is a predicted model, not a curated record.